Molecule: messenger RNA, 1875 nt
Organism: Toxorhynchites rutilus septentrionalis
Lineage: Eukaryota; Metazoa; Arthropoda; Insecta; Diptera; Culicidae
Exons: 1
Coding region: 1-1875 (624 amino acids)
Source: RefSeq, a predicted model, not a curated record
AUGGCUACAUACGCAUAUAAAGCCAACCCUAAUGGGCACUGCCGUCUGUGUACGGACAAAGACAAGAAAGAGGACAUGGUCGCAUGCGAUGAAUGCGAUCGGUGGUUCCACAUUUCAUGUGUGGGACUCACAUACCUACCCAAGAAAGAUGAAAGGUGGGUAUGCCCUAAGUGCAUGAGCACAGAAAGGGAAAUGAUGGAACUGAAAGUCAAAGUCAGACAAUCAGUUUCCGGAGACAGCUUGCAAGAAAUUUUGCAAGAGAACAGAGCAGCAAUGGAGGCUCUGGUAAAGUCCAUGAGGACAACGAGAUUCGAAGCUGAACCAGGUACAAGUUCAGCACACAAUAAUGACAGCAUCGAAGGUCAAAAUCAGGAGGCAGAGCCAGAAUGGACUGUCUACCUAAAGCGACAAGCACUCAUGAGCUUGCCAAAAUAUGGAGGUGCGGCCAGAGAAUGGCCGAAAUUUAAAAAGGCCUUUGAUGAGACCACAAAACAAGGUCAAUUUAACAGGCUUGAAAAUUUGAAUCGCCUGCAAACAGUGCUGUACGGGAACGCAGAGAGGAGCGUCCGACAGUUAAUGAUGGAUCCAAAUAAUAUGGACCAAAUAAUUGAUAGACUAGAAGAUAAUUUCGGAAGACCCGAACUAGUCUAUAAAGAACUACUAGCCGAACUCACCAAUAUCAAAAGGGAGAGUCGGAAUUUGAUUACCGAGAUAUCCGAAGCACUGGAUAAUCUCGUCUGUAAUGUUUCUCUUAUGGAUAGAGAAGAAUUCCUGAUUGACCACCGAUUGGUGGAAGAGAUCAUAAGGAAAAUGCCCUACGGUCUACAGGUGAAGUGGACUGAAGAAAUGUACGACGGGGCAAAGACUUUAGCUGAUCUCAAUGAGUGGCUGAAGCCUCAUUCGAGAACCAAUAGACUGCUGAAUGGCACCAGCAGGCCGCAGCCGCGAGAAACAAGCAGACCGCAGCCGCGAGAAAUUAACAGAUCGCAGCCGCGAGACACGAGGCCUGAGCGUCGAUUUAACGUAAAUACGCAUCAGGAAAAUAGAUCGACAAUAAUAAAACGCAAUUGUGAAGCAUGUCGGGGAAACCACAAACUCCUCGAAUGCACCAGAUUUAAGGCUAUGAAGCCUGAAAAGCGAAAUGAAUUAGCCUUUAAGGCAAAGGUAUGCUUGAGCUGUCUCGCAUUUACAAACCAUAUGAUGCGAGACUGCAAAAGAGCAAAACAAUGUGGAAUUAAUGGAUGUAAGUUCAAACAUCAUCCAUUAAUUCAUAAAUCUCAUGAGAGAGAAUCAAGUGAUUCAAAUCAGUCGGAAGGACAGCAUAGUCCAGAUACACAAGCAGAUGGUGAGAUACACAAUCACCAACAACUAACAAAAUCCAACGUAUUCUACCAAAUAGUUCCUGUGACGUUGAAAAAUAAUGACAAAAUCAUCAACACGUUCGCUUUCUUGGAUGCGGGGUCAUCACUCUCUCUAAUAGACGAGGAGAUUGCGAACAAGUUAGGGCUCAACGGAAGAAUUGAUCCGUUAAUGCUAAAGUGGACGCAGAACGUCACGAGAAACGAACAAAACAGCCGUAGAGUUCAGGUACGAAUCAACGGCAACAAUGAAAAAGAAUACGUCAUGAAAGGAGUGAGAACGAUAAAGAAUCUCCAACUCCCAGAGCAAAGCUUCAACAAGGAGGUGAUGGAGAAAAGGUAUCCAUACCUCAAGAAUCUGCCGUUGAGCAGUUACAGCAGUAUACGCCCGACGAUAUUAAUUGGACUGAGUCACAGUCACUUGUUAAUUCCAUUCGAAAGGCGAAUGAGAAAACCGAACGAGCCCACAGCGCUACGAACCAAACUUGGAUGGUUCAUGUUCGGCAACAUAUUGUAA